Messenger RNA from Anisakis simplex (herring worm), 453 nucleotides. The record is from the annotation of a GenBank genome assembly. Lineage: Eukaryota; Metazoa; Nematoda; Chromadorea; Rhabditida; Anisakidae.
AUGUUGUCAAUGGUCUGCGAUAAACGCCCGUCCACGUAUGCUGAAGUGAAUUUUUAUGGACAUUUUCGAGAUCUGUCGGUAUUUUCGAAACGGAAAUACCGAACGAAAACCGUCUCAGAUAGUGGUCUGAACGUCAUCUACACGAACAACUUCAAUCAAGAAGAAUUCAAAUACGAGAAGAUUAUAUUCCCGGCAAUGGCAUCGAUUCGAUUGGCAGUCUUCGAAGACGGUGGUCGACUGAUUGGACAGCGUUUCUUGCAAGUGCGGUCCAUUCAACCUGGCUUUCGUCACGUACUGCUCAGGAAUGCGUCGAAUCGCUGCAUCGGACCGGUCACGCUUUUCGUGCUUUUUCGUGUGCACGAUUACGUGGAUGAGAAGAGCAAAAAUUUGGUUGAAGCGCUGCAGAAUCCGAUAGCAGCGAUGAAGAAAGAGCAAGGUGUCAAUUGUCAUUGA